AUGGGGGCGCCCGCCGCUGCCCCCGCACCAUCCGCACAGGAGCCGAGCCCCGGCGUGCGGCCCGUGAAGCACGUCGUGUUCGACUUCGAUGGCCUCGUGCUGGACACGGAGGGGCUGAUCAUGGGCGUCGCGAAGGAGGUCUGCGAGGGCCACGGGAGGCCCCUCAGGCGCUCGGUGAGCAGCAAGGCCCUGGGCAUGCGGCCCGUGGAGGCCUGGCAGACCGUCGCGGACAGCCUGGGCAUCGAAGCGACCGGCGAGCAGCUCUUCACCGAGAGCGAGGCUCUUCUCAAGAACAAGUGGCACGAGGCGCGCAUGAUGCCCGGCGCCGAGCGGCUCCUGCAGCACCUCUCUCGCCACAACGUCCCCCUCGGCCUGGCCACCAGCAGCCUCUCCACCACCUUUGUCAACAAGAUCGCCGGCCGCGACCACCUCCUCGACCUGUUCGACGCCAAGGUGUUCGGCGACGAGGUCGACAAGGGCAAGCCGCACCCGGACAUCUUCCUCGAGUGCGCGCGCCGCCUGGGCGCAGACCCCGCAGAGUGCCUCGUGAUCGAGGACUCCCCGAACGGCCUCGAGGCGGCGCGGGCCGCGGGGAUGCGUUCGAUCGCGGUGCCGUCGCUGACGGACCGCGACCAGUACCCGGCCGCGGACCUGGCGGCGCCCGCGGGGUGCUGCGAGGUGCUGCCGUCGCUGCUCGACAUGCGCCCGGAGGUGUACGGGCUCCCGAGGUUCACGGACCAGGUGUGCGGGUGCGUGCCGCUGGACCACCCGUGGCGCAUCAAGGGCCCCGUCGUGCGCGGGUUCGGCCGCGGAAGCAAGCUCCUGGGCAUCCCCACCGCGAAUCUGUGCCCCGAGAGCCUCGAGAACCAGCUCGCGGAGGCCGUCUCCGGCAUCUACAUCGGCUUCUGCUCCCUCGGCGACCGUCCGGAGGUGUAUGAGUUUGCGAUGAGUGUGGGGUGGAACCCGGUGUUCAAGAACAAGCAGCGGACCGCGGAGCCGUGGAUUUUGCACGAGUUCGCGGAGGACUUUUACGGCGAGGAGCUGCGGCUCGUGACCGUUGCGUACAUCCGGCCGGAGUGCGACUUCCCGGGCCUCGACGCGCUCAAGGAGCGCAUCCACGAGGACGGCCGCAUCGCACGCGCCGCGCUGGCGCAGCCGCCGCUCGCCGCUCUGCGCGAGGACCCCUUCCUGAGGCCAGCGAGCCCUUGA
Pedinophyceae sp. YPF-701 is the source of this 1209-nucleotide messenger RNA. NCBI's taxonomy places the organism in Eukaryota, Viridiplantae, Chlorophyta, Pedinophyceae. The record is from the annotation of a GenBank genome assembly.